CUCAGAGUUCGUAGUGGCGCUGCAAUCUCUGCUGUCUCAAGGACAGGAACCGGCUUGACGUCCUUCUCCUGUGCUACCCAAGCGUCUGUUCUUACAGCGCUCCCGAAGCUCAGCCUGGCUCCUGCCCCGGGCCCCACCCUGUGGCCAAGCCUCUGCUGUCAUUUCCCCUCCCUCCUCUCAGUCUGCAGCUGUGGAAAGGGCCGUACUCCCCAGUUUCUGCUGUGUUGUGACCCCACAAGACGCUCAGCACCCUGCACAGAACUUUCUCUCCGACUGAAUUUAUGACUCUGUGGAUGUGAAGCUAUUUCUAGAAAUCUCUUCCUUCGCAGAAACACCCGAAACCCUCCUGCCAGGAGGACCAGGGCCCAGGAAGUGGGUCACUCCCCGGGGGUCCUCCCCCACCCUCCUCGCCUUCCUCACAUUCUGUGCCCUGGGGCACGAGCAGCUGCUUCCACCCAGAACCAGUGGGAGCCUGUGUCAGGAGAACAUGUCGAAGCAGAGCUGCCGGACGUCAGAACUGCGGCUCCUCCUCCUGGGGAAAUGCCGCUCGGGAAAAAGUGCCACAGGAAAUGCCAUUCUGGGCAAAGAUGUGUUCGCUUCCAAGUUCGGUGAUCAGAUAGUGACCACAGUGUGCCAAAGAGAAAGUCAGGUCCUGAGAGAAAGGAAGGUUGUGGUCAUUGACACCCCUGACCUUUUCUCCCCAGUAGCUUGUGCUGAAGACAAGCAACGCAACAUCCAACACUGCCUGGAGCUCUCUGCCCCCAGCCUCCAUGCCUUGCUCUUGGUAAUUACCAUCGGCCAUUUCACAAGGGAGGAUGAGGAAACGGUCACGGGCAUCCAACAGAUGUUUGGAGCUGAAGCCAGAAGGCAUAUCAUUAUUGUCUUCACCCAGAAGGAUAAUUUGGGGGCUGACUUGCUGCAAGGGUUCAUUAAAAACCACGAAUCUCUCAAGCAAUUGGUUCAAGACUGUGGGGGCCGAUACUGUAUUUUCAGCAAGGCUGAUACUGAGGAUGAGCGAGUCAGCCAGGUGUCGGAGCUCCUUCACAAGGUCGAAGAUUUGGUGAAAAUGAACCGAGGACCCUAUCAUGUGAACCUCAAAACUGAAGGCAGCAGAUUUCAAGACUGUGUGAAUGAAGCUUCAUCUCAAGAGGGAGACAAGCCGCAUGGCCCAAGGGAGAGGCAGCUGCAGUCCACAGGACCCGAGCAGAAUCCAGGGACAUCAGAACUGACGGUCCUCCUCGUGGGGAAACGCGGUGCUGGAAAAAGUGCAGCAGGAAACAGCAUUCUGGGGAGGCGGGCCUUUGAGACCGGAUUUAGUAAGUGGUCAGUAACCCAGAGCUUCUCGUCUGAGAGCAGAAGAUGGAGAAAAAAGAAAGUUUUGAUCAUUGAUGCUCCGGACAUCUCCUCUUUAAGGAACAUUGACUCAGAACUUAAAAGACACACCUAUCCAGGCCCCCAUGCCUUCCUGCUGGUGACACCACUAGGCUUUUACAAUGAGGAUGAUGAGGCAGUGCUGAACACCAUCCAAAGCAGUUUUGGAGAAAAAUGCUUUGAGUACAUGGUCAUACUCUUUACCAGGAAAGAAGAUUUAAGGGAUCAGGAUCUAGAGAAGUUCUUAAGAAACAGCAAUAAAAGUCUCUGUUGCCUCAUCCAGAAAUGUGGAGACAGAUAUAGUGCCUUCAACUACCGAGCAACAGCAGAAGAAGAGCAAAGGCAGGUGGAUGAGCUCCUGCAAAAAAUUGACAGCGUGGUGCAUCAGAACGGGAACAAGCAUUGUAUUUUCAGAGAAAAAGAAACCCUGAGCAUUGUCCUCGUGGGGAGGAGUGGGACUGGGAAGAGUGCAACCGGGAACUCCAUCCUGGGGAGGCUCGUCUUCAUCUCUCAGCUCCGGGCCAAGCCAGUCACCAAGAACAGCCAGAGUGGCAGCAAGACCUGGGACGGGCAGGAGGUGGUGGUUGUGGACACUCCUUCCUUCAGCCAGAUGCUGGAUGUCGAAAAGGACCGCUCCCAGUUAGUAGAGGAGUUCAAGCACUGUUUGUCCUGCUGUGAAAAAGGGGACACAUUUUUUGUCCUGGUGUUCCAGCUGGGACGAUUCACUGAAGAGGACAAAACAGCAGUGGCGCAACUGGAGGGCAUCUUUGGAGCCAGCUUCAUGGACUACACGGUUGUGCUGUUCACCCGGAAGGAAGACCUAGGGGCAGGGAAGCUUGAGGACUUCAUCAAGAACUCAGACAACAAAGCCCUUAAGAACAUUAUUAAAAAGUGUGGGUGGCGCAUUUGUGCUUUUAACAACAAAGAAACUGGCCAGGCCCAGGAAACCCAGGUGAAAGCUCUUUUAGCAAUAGUCAAUGAUCUGAGAAGGAAACAUGAGUGGAGUGGGUAUCUCUAUCCAUGGGAGAACACCAGCAAACCAACUAAAAAUGUCCAGGAAAUUUCCCAAGCCAAAAAAUUCUUUAAAAGUUUAAAAGAUAUGUUACCAUAGGGAGCCAAAGUGCCUGGGGUCUGUUCCUUUGGGGACACCCUCAGGUUGAGGGGAGGGACGGGGCAUGGUAGGACUGGUGGGGAAGCAAGAGGGCUCAUGGCUUUGAGGGUCUGAGAGGUAAAUGCAUCCCACCUUGCAUCUCACCUUUAUUAUUUGUAGAUAAAUAAAUUGCAGGUGGGGGUGAAUAGUAGGGGAUCGUAAAGGAGAAAGAAGAUGGGGAAAGAGGUAUCAGACAUUAGGCGGAUCUUAAGAGGUAGAAUCGAGUCACAGGAAUCAAUACACACGGUUAUCAAGGCUGAGAACACCCUUGAUCAGAAUAUAGAUAGUUGCACAACACCCCGGGGGAUGCAGAUGCAUUCAGGACACUCCUGGGCAUGGCAGAUGUGGGAAGCAGACUCCAGAGGGCCUCUCUGUUGUCCAGAGCUGUUGGCUCCCAAAGCUCUCCUGUCGCCUUUGGGAUGUGACUCAGGGCUAGAGUUUUCCUUUCUUCCCAUGGUAGCUAUUCCUCACUGCUCUUUUCAUUGCAUGCCUAGAUGUGAAGUGGGACACAGUCUCCCAUUCCUGGCUUUCUCCGAGGAAACCGAUCUGAGUCUUGGAGGUUUUGAGUGAUUUUAUUGCUAAUUAUCACAGUGACAUAGACUAGAAUGGCAAUUAGCAGCAUAGUAAGGUUGCCAAAAUCAGAGAAUCCUGCAAAGUUCUAUAAUUCUAAGUGUUUUUCUACAUUUCCUCUAGAGAAGGUUAUUAGAAUCUCCAUUGCGUUUCUCUUUCUCCCUCUCUUUCCCCCGACGUUAGGAAACAGGUUAAAACUCAGAGAACCCCAAUAAUAAUGGUUUAAAAACACCAGGGGAUUCCUGUAUGUCAUGUCAGAAAGCUGGGGAGUAAGCGGUCUGGGGCUGGUAGGCCUCAACAUGCCAGCUUUGUUCUAUCUUUCUGUCUUGCCUGCAUUGGCAUGUGGUUUCUACACUUGAGUUUGCUUCUUGGUUUCAAGACAGUGGUGUUCUUUCCAUGGCUGAACAGAUCAUUUUGAAAGGUGGGCGAUAUGUAAGAGAGAAAUCUGGAACCUUCUGGGUAGAUACAGGGUAAGAUGUUUCAAAUGUUGAGCACUUGGUACAUGCUUUGAGGGCAUAAUCUGUGUCAUCUGCUUUUUUCCCUAGAUAAUAUCAGGUUACUUUCAGUAUUAAUCCGUUUAAAAGAGCAUGGACUGUUGCCAUUAAUACUUUGGGAUUCCACGUAACUCUUAACAUGAUAACUUCUAGAAAAUGUGUGUGCCGUGGACACAGGGAACAAGAGGCAGCAGGGUAUACUUGAGGGUGGAGGAUGGGAGGAGGGCGAAGAUUGAAAAGCUGCCUAUUGGGUGUUAUGCUGGUUUCCUGGGUGAUAAAAUUCUCUGUACGCCACACCCCUGUGACAUGCCACUUACGUAUAUAACAAACCUAUGCAUGUAUCCCUUGAAUUUGAAAUAAAAGUUGGAAAGUAAAAAAAAAAAAUGUAAGUAUAUUUAGUUGAAUCAAAUAAUAAAGAUGAAUCAGAUUAUGAAUUCA
Messenger RNA from Saimiri boliviensis boliviensis (Bolivian squirrel monkey), 4023 nucleotides. It is a transcript of the gene GIMAP8, whose product is annotated as GTPase, IMAP family member 8. NCBI's taxonomy places the organism in Eukaryota, Metazoa, Chordata, Mammalia, Primates, Cebidae. Gene Ontology annotation, cellular component: endoplasmic reticulum. Gene Ontology annotation, molecular function: GTP binding. The record is from RefSeq and is a predicted model, not a curated record.